GGAAGCUGCCGAUCCGCGCGCGCGCUCACUGAGAUCCGUGCCGAUGCUUCCUCUAAAGAUUUGGUGUGAUGGAGCAAAGGCACUCAGCGCAGCUCGGUACAAAAAGGAAACAUUGUGACCACCAGUAUGCAAACAGCACGGAUUGUACUGAAAAUUUGACACAGCACCAGAGAACUCUCACAGGAGAGAAACCCUUCAGGUGUAGUGUGUGUGGGAAGGCAUUUUUAGAUUCAUCUACUCUUAAAAAACACCAGAGAACACACACAGGAGAGAAACCCUUCCGGUGCACUGUGUGUGAGAAGGCAUUUGCAAAGUCAUCAGUUCUUCAGAGACACCAGAGAACACACACAGGAGAGAAACCCUUCAAGUGCACUCUGUGCGGGAAGGCGUUUGCACAGUCAUCACAUGUUAAAGAACACCAGAGAUCACACACAGGAGAGAAACCUUUCAAGUGCAGUUUGUGUGAGAAGGCAUUUUCAAGUUCAUUUAAUCUUAAAAUACACCAGAGAACACACACAGGAGAGAAACCCUUCAAGUGCAGUGUGUGUGGGAGGACAUUUUCAAUUUCAUUUUAUCUUAGAAUGCACCAGAGAAAACACACAGGAGAGAAACCCUUCAGGUGCACUCUGUGCGGGAAGGCGUUUUCACAGUCACCACAUCUUCAUAGACACCAGAAGACACACAGGCAUCAGAACAUCCCCAAGGAGUGUAGUCUGAAAUCGACUUGUGAAAGUCAAAGUGCUGCAAUGAGCCCAUCCCUCCUGAUAAAAGAACCAGAAGUUAAUUCCAGCUUGGACACUAUGAAAUGUAUCAAGGUGAAAUGUGAAGUGAUGGUGACGAGCGAAGAAGUGAAGGUAAAAUGUGAAGAAGUGAUGGUGAAGAGUGAUGAAGUGAAGGUGAAAUGUGAAGAAGUGAUGGUGAAGAGCGAAGAAGUGACGGUAAAAUGUGAAAAUGAAGAUUCAACUCCAAAAUCGCACCUUCACAUUGAUGGAGGCAACGUGAAGCAGGAGGAGAAUUUUGACUUUGAGACAGAGCAUGGCAACUCCGAGCAGUUUGUGGAAGUGGAGGUGUGGGUGGACUUCUUAGACAAUACAAAGUCAAAUGGAGACCCUGUAGAUGUGUAAGCUUGACAAUGAAGCUCCAAUAAAUUCACCUUUCUCACAGGCCUUUAAUUAAAAUAAUGUGAAGAUGAACACUCAAUUUCCAGGUUCAAACCUGCAAAGGAAGAGCGGCCAGUAAUUGCGGACCUGCGGGUUGGGUAGAUCUCUAUCCAGGAGCCAGAGCCAAUAAGCUCCCAAGCAUUCACAAUGUUUUCAUAAUAUUAGCAUUUUUUUGGUGCUUGCUUAAUCGCCUCAGCAUCUCGAAGUUUCAUAUCUCAUCACAAACACUUGAACAGCAUGUUGUAUAUAUGCUUUUUCCAAAAAAUUAUGCUAAGAGUGAUUCUGCCUAUUUCUUGUAAUAAUUUUGAUCGGGAUGUUGCGCUGGGGCACGGCGAGUUCCCCCCCCCCCCCCGCCUCCUCCCUUGCCACACAAGACAGCUACAGGAAAUUACUCACAAGCCUGCUGGGGAAGUCAUAAAAUGUAAUAAAAAACGGCAAACCCACGGGGGGCUAAUGAGAUUCUGCGGGUAAUCCACAGUUGACUUUAAAAGAAGGCCGCCAUAAAGGAAACAUCCCCCAAAUAAAACAAACAAGACGGAAAUAGCAGGGGUCAAGAACCACCAUUGGAGAGCAAUAUCCACCCAAGGGCAGUUAAUCAUCAUGAGCUGACUGGGGUUUUUAAAAUACAACAGUAAGGUUUGAAGCUUAGGAUAUCUUGAGAAUAAGAAGCACGGAUCCCUGGUGAUACAGAUGGGGAACAAAGGUGAAUAAAACCCUCGGAAUAUCCUUGGUAACAACUAUGGUAUACCACAAAUCUUGGUUAAGCAUGAACCAAAUCAUAGUUAUGAAAGUAUUAGGCCUAGGGUCAUUCAGAACAGAUACAAUGCGAAAUAUGUCAAUCACACGCGACCAAGAUAAUGUAUUCCACGGGAUCAGAGCCUCACCAACCGCCUUUGUCUUCCAGUAGCUAAUAGCACAUGGUAGCAGUAAAUUAUGUAUGCAGGGGGCGCCGCCCCCUAAUAUAUCAAAUACCACGCAAGAAUUCCAAACUGCGACGUGAGUGCUGUGAAGUCUGCUCAAAACAUACUUUGAGUCGCUUGGAGAGUCAAAACUGCAGAAAGUGGUAUGGUUCUAAGCUAUUAGAGGUGUACAUUUUUUUUACUUCCAACUCAUGUUGAGAGGAUGGAAAACAUGGCGACAGCAAGCACACCCGUGCACAAUAGGUCACGACUUCAAAGUCAGUGCCUUUUUUUGAGAGACCGCAAGUCUGAUGCGAAAAAUUGUAACACUUCUAACCCGUGAUGGGAGCGUGGGGAACCCUGCCCAAAAUGUGAAUGGAAACAUGGCGGUAAUACAGACAUCCGGACAACAAACAGCCCAAGCGACUUCAAAAGGAAACAGCUACCCCUUUGUGAGAAGAAAAAAACCUGAGUUGGAAAAAUUCAGAUAAGCAAGAAUGCAAGAACAUAAAUCAGUACUGCUCAAAGAAUCACCUAACUGCAACUGUGGAGAAGUCCAAACCAUCAAGCACAUCACCGAUGAAUGCUCCAUCCAUGCACAUCCUGGCGGUAUCGCUGAAAUCCACACUGCGUCAACCACAUCCUUGGACUGGAUGAGGAACCAUUGCAUUCAUUUAUGACGAUCAUUAAAAAUAAACCUUUUGCUUUUCACAAUGUCAUACGAAAAACGAAGUACUGGGAGUGGCAGGCUCCAGGGAUUGCCCUCGUGAUUAACAAAUUCAUAGGGUGCUCUGCAUCAGCAGAAGCCACGCAUCACGGAGAGGUUUCUUUCUGCAUCAUUGACAGAGGCUGCCAGCCAAGGCUGGUGCUCGCAGUAUUACAAUACAAACGUGGGGAAGAGUGCAGUAGCAUUACUAUUCCCGGUGGCGAGGUCGCUGUGUACAACCAACACGUACGAUCAUAGAGUGACAAUCGUUCUGAUUGUGCUCUGAUCAAAGUAAACCCUUAGAGGGAAAACUGGUGCAACCACUAUUCUUGAGAGUGCCCCUUUAAAUUACAACUGACAGGUGAAGUUUAGUUGAGGGUUGGAUCCGAGAAUGACACGGAACGAGAUAACUUGAUCUGUAGCGUGUCCUCUGUGCAGCACGAGUCGUACAUACAACUGGAAAGGGACUCUCUUGAAGAGGGGUGGGGGGGAAUACGAAAGGCACUGUCUCUCCAAGUCGCUCCACAGUCUACAAGGAUCAACAGUGUUUGGUGCCAAGGGGGGUGACGCACGGCAUCGAGAGGACGAGCUUCAAGCGAUGUCUGGUGAUGGGAUCAUCACGCACAUCGAUGCAGACAGCGGGACCCAUCAUCCCUGCCAGCACGGGCACCGCCGAAAUCGUGACGAUCCUGCCAACUCAGCAACGACCUCAGCGGUGAAGAGAGACUGAUUAAGCAGCCGAGAGCACUGUGUGUUCUACAUAUGCUGACCCAGCGCCCCUGCGGGGGACCUGAGGUAUUUUUGGUACAAGGAACGCAGCACCUCGGAAGUCGCUAACUCAACAGUUAGUAAGAAGACACAACAACCGCCAUUCGCCACUCAGCGGCAGUGACGUCACAACGACGCUUGUGCCAGGCUAUGUGCACCUUGAGGCCACGUGAAGUGUCGAACGCCUGCUGGCAGGAGGUCUUUCAAAGAUUUGUGAGCUCGCACAAUCCAGCCGAGUUAAACCCAGGAUGGAUCGAAUGUAGGCCAGCCUAAAUGUUUCCAACCGGCGAAGAUGCUCCAUUAGGGGAGUCUACGUUCCGCAAGCGUAGAGAAGGGAGGUAGCUUCCGCACAGCAUACCGCAACCGAUAAAAUUAUGAUGCCGCACGACUGAUUCGGAAUGAGGCCUCCGCUGUCAAACCGGAGCCGGUCAUGAGCACACUGCCCAGGUAUGGGAAACUCUCCUCUCUCUCCACAACUGCCCCAUCACCGAUUGGGGAUUUGUGUGGGUUGAGUGCCCGAUGGUACAAAAUACCCAGGCAGGUGCUUAGUUUUGGUGGGGCUGAUGGUAAGGCCCCACCUCUAAGUGGCACGCUCCAGGUUCAGCAGGAGCGCCUCCAACUCCUCCUCUGAGUGAGUGGCAAUUACCAGAUCAUCGGCAUACAUAAUGUGGUUGACCAAUAGGGAGCCAUCCCUUGGCUGCACCCAGGCAUCGAUCAGCCUCUCAUUGUAUCUGUACCAGAUGAGAAUUCUUCUGGGACAGCCAUCAAAGUCUUGACAAACUGUGGUCGAAAAAUAUGUUAAAUAAUUUGGGAGCCAGAGGACAUCCCUGUCGCACCCCAAGGUGACGGGGAAUGGCUCCGAUUCCCGGCCGCAUAGUUUUACCCGGGCCCGCUCGCCAUCAUGAAGGUCCUUAAUGAUUGUGAGAGAGUGUCAGAGCCAAGGCCUACUGAUGGUAUCAUAGGUCAAUAAAGCAGAGAUGUAGGUUUUCGUUGGAAUUCUCUACACCUAUGCUGCAGCAAACGGACAGAAAAUAUGGCAUCUGUACAGGACUGCCCUUUUCUGAAACCGCAUUGGGGCUCCGCAAGCCUCUCAGCGCGCCUGGCAAGGCGAUGUUGAAAAAUCCUUACAUUCUUGGGUUUUUCGGUAAAGUCACGUAGAUAGGUUCAACGAAAAUAACAAAAAACUACGACGUUUCGAUCGCAACACAAGCGGUUGUUUUCAGGAAAAGGGGGAUUGGCUUCCACUGUUUAUAAGGGGUUUGAAAUGGGCAGUAGCCCAAAUGUCAGCAGCUAAUGAUAAUGUUAAGUGUAGGGCAGCCCAACCUGACGGUGGUUGGUUUUCCACCAAUCAAAGGGCUGCCAGGUACAGCACACCAGUGUGUUGGAGUGCCAAGUCACAACAUUUACAAUCUGAGUACAACAUUUCGCCAGUAUUUACUAUUGAUGAAGCUAGUUGUAAUUACUGGCGAAACGUCGUACUUAGAUUGUGAAUGUUGUAGCUUGGCUCUCCAACACACCGGUGUGCUGCACUCGUGACGAAUUGGCAUUUGGUUUUACAUUACAACCCUGACUAGUUGGCUAUGUCGGGUGGUGGCGGGUUUUAACGAUACAUUUAUAUAUUUACGUGAUCUAACCCCAAAAAAACCUCUUAUGUAUGAUAUUUGUCGCGAAAGCCUACGUGUUAAACAGUAUAUAAUAUAGACUGUAGCAAUGGUUAUUAAGCUGGGUGAGUGUACUAGGCAGUCUAUAAUGUAGACUAUUACCUUGAUUUAAAGCUUUCGUGAUGGCAGGAAUCCAUACUCUUUGGUUCUUUCGGUAAAGUCACGUAGUUAGAAAUAAAAUAAAACAAAUCAUGACGUUUCGAUUGCAACACAAGCGGUCGUCAUCAGGCAAAGGAGUCAGCCUCUAAAGGAAAACUGUUUAUAAGGCUUUGGGGAUGGGCAUAGCCAAAGUGUAUCACAGCACCAGGAGCAUGGGUGGUGCAUGAGUGCCAAUGCAACAACAAUGCCAAUGCUGCAACAAUGCCAAUGAUGCAACAAUGCCAAUGCUGCAAUAAUGCCAAACGCUGGGGAUGCGGGGGGGAAAUUAACUUGGAAAAAAUUAACCCGUAAAAACAACGUUUUUCACUAUAAAUCCUUUAUAUGCGUGGCAUCGGUUUCAUUUUAUUAUUCAUUUCUGUUUUUCUUGAGUAAGCAAGCAAGUGAAGUUAAUAUAAAGGAUUUAAAAAUGAAAGAUCACCUCUUGACAUGCCCCGUAUAUUCCCGAGGGUACUAGCGUUGACCCGUUUUACCACUUUCAAGAACCUGGCGGCUUCAAUUUAACUGCUCUAUAAAUAGUCUCCAUUGUACAGCGUGGGGGCAGGGAUUUCAUGCCAUGUGGUUAGUCAACAUUUGCGUCAUCAUGAAACGGGCGUCUAGAGUCCUCUCGUCCUCUGGCUUGAGAUGGUUGCCACCUAUGGGUCAGAUGAUUGUCUGCCACCAUUAAGCAAUUGUGAAUUAAAUAUUUAUUUAUUUAUCCCUAAACAGUGUCAAAUUUUGGAAAAAAAAUUUUCACGAAAAUUAAUUGUCACGCACAACGAGUCUGUGUGCAAAAUGUCAGCUCGAUUGGAUCACGGGAAGUGGGUUAAAAAACGACCGAAAGAUUUGCACGGUCGUAAACAAGCAAGCAAGCACGCAAGCAAGCAAGUGAACUUAAUAUAAAGGAUUUAAAAAUAGACUAGGACCCGGAAGAUAUGAUGCAACAACUGUCGUGG
Lethenteron reissneri (Far Eastern brook lamprey) is the source of this 6285-nucleotide messenger RNA. RefSeq names its product zinc finger protein 501-like. Gene Ontology annotation, biological process: regulation of gene expression. The record is from RefSeq and is a predicted model, not a curated record. Gene Ontology annotation, cellular component: nucleus. Gene Ontology annotation, molecular function: protein dimerization activity. NCBI's taxonomy places the organism in Eukaryota, Metazoa, Chordata, Hyperoartia, Petromyzontiformes, Petromyzontidae.